Mollisia scopiformis is the source of this 450-nucleotide messenger RNA. RefSeq lists its product as uncharacterized. The coding region runs from base 130 to 291 and encodes 53 amino acids. The record is from RefSeq and is a predicted model, not a curated record. The transcript has 3 exons. Lineage: Eukaryota; Fungi; Ascomycota; Leotiomycetes; Helotiales; Mollisiaceae.
UGUGAUUAUUGGGCUUGCGGUGAUGAGUUUGAGAGAUUUGCCCGAAGGGUGUUAUUGGACUCUUCCGUGGAGUAAUUUCGUGCCGCAUGGAGGAUCGAACUCAGUCCAGAGCCUGAUGAACGAGAGAGUAUGGAUGAGAGAAGCAAAACAAGUACCAAUGAGAAGCACAAGCUCAACGAGACCGAACCAAAGAGUCCUCUCCCUGUUCUCGAAAGGUCCCCACCCAGCAACGUCCAAUGCAUUCCCGUGAUCAAAUAUCAUUCCCUCGGCAGUUUUCCUCAUAGGAAUUGAGCGAGGCAGGGGUAUACCCCGUGCACUCUCAGUAUUAUUGAAAUGUUUCUUGGGGUAUAUGGAAGGAUGAGAUCUCGAUGUUGGAUGUUGUAGCAAGCGCUGCUGAAACCCUUUAAUCAAGCGUCUGUGAUGCGAAAACAGACGCGGUGGAAAAGCUUU